CCCAUUGGCGCAGGCGCAAGGGAGGAGCAUCGCGGCUGCUGGUUCCCAAGCCAACGGAUCAACAGGUCCAGCUCCAGAGAAAGAAUCGGUGGACCCCUAGAGCCAGCGCCUGCCUCUCGCCAUGUGUGCUGCCGAGGUGGACCGUCAUGUAGCCCAGAGAUACCUGAUCAAGCGGAGGCUUGGGAAGGGGGCCUAUGGCAUUGUGUGGAAGGCCAUGGACCGGAGGACUGGCGAGGUUGUGGCCAUCAAGAAAAUCUUUGAUGCCUUUAGGGACCAGAUAGAUGCUCAGGAGUUUGGAGGCCAUCCCAACAUCAUCCGCCUGCUUGAUGUAAUCCCAGCGAAGAAUGACAGGGAUAUUUACCUGGUGUUUGAGUCCAUGGACUGACCUGCGUCUCCUUCCCCGGCUCCUGCCCCUUCCCAGACACCGACCUGAAUGCAGUCAUCCAGAAGGGCAGACUACUGAAGGACAUCCACAAGCGGUGCAUCUUUUACCAGCUCCUGAGAGCCACCAAGUUUAUCCAUUCAGGGCGCGUCAUCCAUCGGGAUCAGAAGGUUGGCUCCACCUUGUGCCCACAGGUCCCUGGCUUCCCUGAGAAUCUGGCCCACAGGGGCCUCAAGCCCAUCGAUCUUUCCAGCCAGCCAAUGUUCUACUGGAUUCUGCUUGCCGGGUGAAACUCUGUGACUUUGGCCUGGCACGCUCCCUCGGUGACCUCCCUGAGGGGCCUGGGGGUCAGGCCCUGACAGAGUAUGUGGCCACACGCUGGUACCGAGCUCCAGAGGUGCUUCUGUCUUCCCGAUGGUAACAGCUGGAUGCCCAACCUACCUUCUCCCUUCUACCUUCUCUGUGUGCUGGUCCCACUUGGGCCAACCUGAGUACUCUGCUGCCCUAUCCCUGCACUCCCAUCCUGCCUCUGCCCUGUGCUCCCUGCCCUUGCACAUACCCCUUGCACAUACCCCUUCCUGCCUCAGGUAUACCCCUGGGGUGGACAUGUGGAGCCUGGGCUGCAUAUUAGGAGAGAUGCUUCGAGGGCAGCCACUGUUUCCCGGGACAUCUACUUUCCACCAGCUGGAGCUGAUCCUGAAGACCAUCCCAUUGCCUUCCAUGGAGGAGCUCCAGGACCUUGGCUCAGACUACAGUGCUUUGAUUCUGCAGAAUCUUGGGUCCAGGCCACAGCAGACGCUGGACGCCCUCCUGCCGCCAGACACCCCCCCAGAAGCCCUGGACCUCCUCAAGCGACUCUUGGCGUUUGCUCCGGACAAGCGCCUUAGUGCAGAGCAGGCGCUGCAACACCCCUACGUGCAGAGAUUCCAUUGCCCCGACCGCGAGUGGGCACGGGAGUCCGACGUGCGGCUCCCGGUGCACGAAGGAGACCAGCUCUCUGCACCAGAGUAUCGCAAACGCCUGUACCAGAUUAUCCUGGAGCAAAGUGGGAACAGCCGCAGCCCUCGAGAGGAAGGCCUGGGGGUUGUGGCCUCGCGGGCUGAGCUCAGGGCUUCCCCGGCCCGGACGCAAUCGCUCAAGUCGGGAGUCCUCCCCCAGGUCCCGGCGGAGACGCCAGCGCGAAAACGCGGACCCAAACCUCCGCGUAGCCCUGGUCAUGAUCCUGAGCAUAAGUUCGCAGGCAGAGCUCAGACCCCCUGUUCCAACUUCCGCCGCCAGGAAGGGGGGAAAGGCCCCCAGGGGCCACAGGGCAGCCACCCUCGGCACCCUCAGGGGUGAAGACUCAAGUGAGGGCGAUGGCGCCGUCCCUGACUUCACAGGCAGAGGCUCAGGCGGCCAAUCAGGCUCUGAUCCGCAGUGAUCCGGCCCGGGGCGGUGGGCCGAGGGCGGUCGGCGCGCGACGGGUGAGCCCGGCCUUUCCCAGCUCCCUCCAGUGCGGUUCGUACCCCACAGAGCCCUGCUCCACUCUUCUCCCUCCUGAACAAGACCCUCGCCUGCGUGCAGGUCCCUUCCCGCCUGCCCCGGGAGGCCCCGGAACCCCGACCCGGCCGAAGGAUGUUUGGCAUCUCGGUCUCGCAGGGGGCCCAGGGCGCAGCCAGAGCUGCGCUUGGCGGCUACUCCCAGGCCUACGGGACCGUGUGCCGCUCGGCGCUGGGCCGCCUGCCCCUGCUCCCCGGACCGCGUGCGUGAGCCACCCACCCACCUCCUUGAGGCAACCCGGCGCCGUCCCCCAGACCCCAAUGCAUCUUCUCCCUCCUCUGCCUCCCUGCCUUCGAGUUCCCGGAGGGUUCUUUGAGCCUCUCUCCCCUAAGAAAGAGUAGAUGGAAGUCUCCACUCCACCCCCCAAUACUUUCUUCCAAUAAAGUUUUAUCUUUCCUA
This is a messenger RNA of Mus musculus (house mouse), 2320 nucleotides long. It is a transcript of the gene Mapk15, whose product is annotated as mitogen-activated protein kinase 15. The record is from RefSeq and is a predicted model, not a curated record. Gene Ontology annotation, molecular function: kinase activity; protein kinase activity; ATP binding. The coding region runs from base 797 to 1720 and encodes 307 amino acids. The transcript has 10 exons. Gene Ontology annotation, cellular component: bicellular tight junction; cell-cell junction; ciliary basal body. NCBI's taxonomy places the organism in Eukaryota, Metazoa, Chordata, Mammalia, Rodentia, Muridae. Gene Ontology annotation, biological process: regulation of autophagy; regulation of cilium assembly; protein localization to ciliary transition zone.